UGGGAGGCCUGCAGUAUGUCUGGAUCUAUACCGUUCUACCAGAAGCACCAUCGCCACUAUGACCGUGGCUACAGAAGCAAGGAGACAGAGUCUAAACUCAGCCAGUACCAGGCCAGCAGCAGAUAUACUGCUAGCAGCAGCACUUCCGCCACCAGCGGGAGCAGGGGACUUAAAGUGUCUUCACAUUCUGGGCUGGAGGCGAGCAGACUGAGCCCUGUACCCAAGAGAGCCAAGCCAACUUACUUGGCUGUGGAUAAAGAGAACCAAAUCAUCGGCUAUGUAGUACCUAUCUUCAGGGGCAGUGAAGAUUUUGCGACAGGACUUUCGAAAACAGAGCAACCAAGGGUGAGGGACACUGCUGCAUACAUGGCCCGCAGGGAUUUGUUCACCAGCGGCCUGGAGAUGGAGAGGUCAGAGCAGAUCACCAGGAGGGAGGCCAUGCGCGAAUCUGCCAACCGCAUCUCUAUGAACAAAAGGAUCCAUGAACACGGGGAACACUUUAAGCGCAUGAACGAAGACAGCCUGAUGCACUCCCCAGAGUUUGUGAUUAAACCACGCUCCCACACCGUGUGGGAGAAGCAGUGUGUGCGCCUGCACUGCACUGUCAGCGGCUGGCCCGACCCUCGGGUCGUCUGGUACAAAAACAAUGUGCCAAUUGACCCACAUGCCAAUGCUGGCAAGUAUAAACUUGAGAGCAGAUACAACGUGCACUCACUGGAGAUCAACAGAUGUGAUUUUGAUGACACGGCGCAGUAUCGCGCCUCUGCCAUGAACUCCCAGGGAGAGCUGUCUGCAUUUGCCUCCGUCGUUGUUAAGAGGUUCAAAGGGGAAGUUGAUGAGUUCUUGCCAAGACCCAGACAUGGCCCAGUCUGUGAGUAUGGCAUCACCUUCGAGACUCACAUUGUUGAUAAGUUUGGUGUGUCAUUUGGAAGAGAGGGUGAGACCAUGAGUCUGGGAUGUACAGUCAUCAUUUACCCGGCCCUGCAUCGCUACCAGCCAGAGAUCCAGUGGUACAGAGAUGACGUCCUGCUCACUCCUUCUAAAUGGAACCACGUCCACUGGAGUGGAGAUCGAGCCACACUGACGCUCACACACCUCAACAAAGAGGACGAGGGGCUCUACACCCUACGUGUCACCACCAAGUCUGGAUAUGAAACCUACUCGGCCUAUGUCUUUGUCAGAGAUGCUGAUGCUGAGGUGGAAGGAGCCCCCGGGGCCCCUCUGGAUGUCCGCUGCCUGGAUGCCAACAAGGAUUAUAUUAUUGUCACCUGGAAGCAGCCAGCCAUUGACAGGGGCAGCUCCAUCCUGGGCUACUUUGUGGACAGAUGUGAGGUUGGAACCAACCACUGGAUCCAGUGCAACGACACUCCAGUUAAGUUUGCCCGUUUCCCUGUCACCGGCCUGGUGGAGGGCCGCUCUUAUAUGUUCCGUGUGCGUGCCGUCAACAAGAGUGGCAUGAGCCGCCCAUCUAGAGUCUCUGAGCCGGUGGCUGCCAUGGACCCAGCUGACCGUGCCCGCAUGAGAGGUACCUCUGCUCCCUGGACCGGCCAGAUCAUUGUCACUGAGGAGGAGCCUGCAGAGGGCAUUGUUCCUGGCAGGCCUCUUGAGCUGCUGGUGACAGAGGCAACCAAGAACUAUGUGGUGCUGAGCUGGAAGCCACCGGCAGGAAAAGGCCUUGAGGGUGUCAUGUACUAUGUGGAAAAGUGUGUCUCGGGCACGGACAGCUGGCAGAGGGUGAACACAGAGAUCCCAGUCAAAUCUCCUCGCUUUGCACUGUUUGAUCUCGCCGAGGGGAAAUCCUACAGCUUCCGCGUCCGCUGCUGCAAUGCUGCCGGUGUCGGCGAGCCAUCUGAUCCAACUGAGGCCACCACUGUUGGGGACAAGCUCGAUAUCCCAUCUGCCCCCAGCAAAGUUGUCCCUACCAGAAACACAGACACAUCAGUGGUUGUGUCUUGGGAAGCGUCCAAGGAGGCCAAAGAGCUGGUGGGAUACUACAUCGAGGGGAGCGUCGUGGGCAGCAAUGUGUGGGAACCAUGCAACAACAAGCCUGUGAAUGCCACCAGGUUCAUCUGCCACGGUCUGAUGACAGGAGAGAAGUACAUAUUCAGGGUGAGGGCGGUGAACGCAGCAGGGCUCAGCCAGUUCUCCCCAGAGUCUGAGCCUGUAGAGGUGAAGGCUGCUAUUGCUUCCCCUGCUCCACCCUAUGGCAUCACUGUCCUGGAGUGUGUGCGCGACUCCAUGGUACUGGCCUGGAAACAGCCAACCUUCAUCGGUGGCGCUGACAUCACUGGAUACUUUGUGGAUUACCGUGAGGUUGUUGAUGGCGUCCCGGGGAAGUGGCAUGAGGGCAACAUCAGGGCUAUCAGUGAGAGGGCCUACAGGGUGUCUGACCUGAAGGAGAACAAGAAGUACCAGUUCCAGGUGCGGGCAGCCAACAUGGCAGGUGUCGGCAUCCCGUCACUGCCUAGUGACAUCUUCCUGUGUGAGGAGUGGACCAUCGCUGUGCCAGGGCCUCCUCAUGACCUGCAGAUAAGAGAGGUGCGAAGCGACUCUCUGGCGUUGCUAUGGAAACCACCUGUGUACCAGGGCCGUGAUCCAGUCAAUGGUUUCUACAUCGACAUCAAGGAAGCAGAGGCACCAGAGGAGGCAUGGAGAGGGGUCAACACUAAGGCCACAGAGAAGACGUACAUCAAGAUUAAGAAUCUGAAGGAAGGAGAGUCGUAUGUGUUCCGUGUGCGUGCUCGGAAUAAAGCCGGCGUUGGACAAACCUCAGACGUGACCGAGGCAGUCUCAGCUAUCACCAAACCAGGCACCAAGGAGAUCGUUGUGGAUGUUGAUGAUGAUGGUAUCAUCUCCCUGAACUUUGAAUGCUGUGACCUGACCCCUGACUCCAAAUUUGUGUGGUCCAAGAAUUACGAAGACAUCACAGAAUCAUCCCGCCUGAACAUAGAGACCAAGGGAAACAAAUCCAAAACUGUUUUCAACAACCUUGGGGAGGAGGACAUUGGCAUCUACUCAUGUCUUGUUACCCACACUGAUGGUGCUUCAUCCAGCUACGCUCUCUCCGAGGAAGAGUUGAAGAGGCUGCUGGUGGUCAGCCAUGACCACAAAUUCCCCAUUAUUCCCCUGAAGUCAGAGUUGGCUGUGGAGCUGCUGGAGAAGGGCAGAGUUCGCUUUUGGCUGCAGGCGGAAAAAAUUUCAGCUAACGGCAAAGUGGAUUACAUCUUCAAUGACAACUCUCUCUCUCAUGGGGAUAAAUACAAGAUGAACUUUGACAAGAACACCGGUGUGAUUGAGAUGAUCAUGGAGUGUCUGACUCCGGCAGAUGAGGGUACCUUCACCUUCCAGUUGCAGGAUGGGAAAGCCACCAACCAGUCCAGCUUGGUGCUGAUAGGAGAUGUGUUCGAGGAGCUGCAGAAGGAAUCACAGUUCCAGAUGAAAGAAUGGGUCAGAAAGCAAGGUCCUCACUUUAUCGAGUAUUUGGAUUAUGAGGUGACACCAGAGUGCUGCGUUAUACUGAAAUGCAAGGUGGGCAACAUAAAGAAGGACACCUCUGCCGUCUGGUACAAAGACGGACGCGAGAUCAAAGCAGACGAGAGUCUCGGCUUCACUGAGGGAGUGUUGAAACUGGAAAUUGCUCAGUGCGACUCCCCUGCAGACAAAGCAGCUGCCGAUGACGUAAUCUGGAGGAAACUAAAAAUUUCCAAGAAGGACUCUGGUGUGUAUGAGGUGGUUCUGAAGGAUGACAGAGGGAAGGACACUUCCAAACUGAAUUUGACAGAUCAAGGUUUCAAAGACUUGAUGAAUAAAGUUUUCAGUUAUAUCGCCAAUUCCUCCACUCCGCUGAAGAUCACAAGCACAGAUCAGGGCAUCCGACUCUACACCUUCGUCAGCUACUACAACGAUUUACUCCAAGUGACAUGGCACUACAAGGAUUCAGCCAUCGCCUUCUCUGACCGUAUAAAGAGCGGUGUGGUGGGAGAGCAGCUGUGGCUGCAGAUCUCAGAGCCCACAGAGAAAGACAUGGGCAAAUAUGCCAUUGAGUUCAACGAUGGAAAAGGAGGCCUGAGGAGGACUGUUGAGCUGUCUGGUCAAGCAUUUGAUGAUGCUUUUGCAGAAUUCCAGAGACUCAAAGCUGCUGCGAUUGCAGAGAGAAGUCGUGCUCGAGUGGCAGGAGGCCUGCCUGAUGUGGUCACUAUACAGGAGGGCAAGACCCUCAAUCUCACCUGCAACAUUUCGGGCGACCCUGUGCCAGAGGUCACCUGGCUGAAGAAUGACAGGGAGAUCACAUCUGAUGACCACUGCAUCCUCAAGUUUGCGUCAGGCAAGUUUGCCAGUUUCACCAUCAUCGGCGUGAACACGUCGGACUCUGGCAAGUACAGCAUCCUGGUGAAGAACAAGUACGGCACAGAGAGCGGGGACUUCACCGUAAGUGUCUUCAUCCCUGAUGAGGCGGGCAGCAAGCAUAAAUAAAAGCGGUCCAAAUCUUGUCGUAAAUAUGUACAAAUGAAAAACACUGGAAACAGAUGAAGGAAAGAAACAGGCUUGAGGAUGUGUUCGAUGUUUUUGUGUAGAAUAUUAAAAUUAACUCUAGAGGUGCUGAAUCUGAAAUGUCAACAACAAGUUCACAGAGAAAUCCAGAGUGAAGAGUUGUGACUUCAAAUCCUAAAAAACAUGUAUUAUUUGGUCCAAUAACAACAAACCUAACAUCAUGUCCACUCAGAAAAUGUCAUUGGUGCAGUUUUAGUUUUUGUUUGUGUAAAGCUGUGGCAUGCAGAGAGGCAGAUGUGUUUGAUUUAGAAGAGAAAUGAAACAUUACUUGAGAAAAGAAGGCUAAAGAUAAUACAUAAGACAUACUGUGUUGAUAGGAUGCAGAGAGUCAUAGAAAGGAAAUCAAGUUAGUGUGCAAAGUCUAUUAAAAAGCCAAAUGUUUUUACAUGUUUUAUCCCAUUUGUUACAAAUUAUGCAUGGAGCAAUUUAUUUUUAGUUCAUGUUAACAUAAUAUAGAAAGCAUUUUGCAAGGACAUGAAACAUGCUUAAAAUACAGAGAGUCAUGAUUUAAAGUUUUUGCAAAGUCAUUGUUGCAUAGAGGAAGUCUUCAUGUUGGUGCAUUCAAGUGCUAGUGGGAAUCUAGAACAUCACAGUUUUAGGAUUUCAAGCUUUCUGUUUUCAGUAAUGGUGGCAGAUUUACUGGCGAAAUUGUGAGUCACUUUUAAAUACCGGAUCCUAUAUGUCAGACACAGGUGGACAAAAGCAGGAUCCUCAUUUCUACAUUUUAAUAGCUGUAGCAAGUUAGCUAACUGAGCUAGCAUUAGCUUGAGGAUGUACCCAGCUGGCCAGUGGCCACCAACGCUGUAAGACGCUGAUAUUUGGUUGGAUUUAGGAUGUGAUGCCAAAAUUCAAUGUCAGGACAACGAGUGAUUCCAAUGUUAAUUUGAUGUAGAGUAUACUGACGACAGAUGAUGUGAUAUUUUGUUGGUUUUAAGUUAUAAAAGUAAACAAAAUCCAGCAUCUUCCAGUCAUCUCUUGCUGAUGUCAUCUUGACGUACAAUAACGACAUUUAGUUGUAAGGUAUGGAGAACAAAACCCAACAUCUGCUAAACAUUCUAAUGUUAAUGUCCACACAACAGGAAAUUGUAACGUUGACAGAUAUUUCAAUUAUGCUCAACACGAUUUUGAUUCCAAUCAAAAUUUAACAUCGUCUUCCUGAUGUUGAAUUGAUGUCCGGUGCCAGCUGGGAUAUUUACACUCUCUCUUCCCCAAAUCCAACAAUGAGUUGGACAGAGCUGCUGAUGUUAAUGAAAUAGUUUAUGAAAUAGUACGUAGUGGAUUUGCUAGGCAUGAGCAGGAGACCCCAAAAUCUGGUGAUAAUGCUCCUUCGGUUUGAGAGUAGAAAUAAAAGUAUGCUAAAUUUGUUACAAAUGGGUUGAAACAUGCACUGUGUCAUUUCAUUAGAUUUUACAUUUAGUCUUGUUUUAUUAUUAUUCACAGUCAUUUGAAUGUUGUUACCGUGACAUCACUUCCAUUGUCUCCCUGUCUGUAGUGAACACACGUUUGCCCACUGUCAGUGUUAGUCAUGUGAUCCACUGUUGUUACGAGAUCCCCGUCACUGUCCAUCAUUCAUGAUUAUGGUGCCUCCUGUAUUGCGAUGUUACCAACGCCACUGUUAUGAAAACUGUCAGAUCACUGUUUACGUAUAGUGGUUAUUGCAUCACUUCCCCUGUUUCUUGAUGAGACUAAUAAAAACAAGCAUGUACUUCCCCA
Molecule: messenger RNA, 6264 nt
Organism: Epinephelus fuscoguttatus (brown-marbled grouper)
Lineage: Eukaryota; Metazoa; Chordata; Actinopteri; Perciformes; Serranidae
Gene: myom1b
Product: myomesin 1b
Exons: 37
Coding region: 16-4473 (1485 amino acids)
Molecular function (GO): kinase binding
Source: RefSeq, a predicted model, not a curated record